UGGUCAAUUGCUCAACCGCGAACCGCCGGGGGUUUCUUCCACUCGAUUUUAUCGCCAGAACACCCACGCGACUCCCCGCCGAAUAACGUUACCCCGGGCGCACCCGACAAUGCUCCGAUGGCGCAAGUCAACGGAACGUCGCUGCUCGGCCGCACAAGGUCGACUCGGGCGCCCACCAACGCCAGCAAGCCAGUUCAAGCCUCUGCUCGCAGCGGGGGGCCACCGGGCGUAGUCUCCUCCUCCUCCGCGUCCACGGCUGCGUCGACGGCCGCGCACGCGACCGCCUCUCCGACCGCCCCCUCCAACAUCUCCCUGUUCCUGACCAACCUUCGCCUGCUCGACCUCGACCUGCGUCCGGACUGGCCCGACAUCAACGCGCACACCUUCAGCGCCAAGGAUGCGGCGCAGGGCCAGAAGAAGCGCAUCCAGUCGGUCGAGUGGGCCCUGUACCACCUGUUUGCGCUCUUGGACCCGGACGAGGCCCGCAGCAAGCUGCAGCCCUUCUUCCCGCCGCUCGACCACGUCCAGUCGCUGAACCUGCGCGCCGCCCUGCUCCGGGCCCUGGAGCAGGCGAAGAAGAGCGGCGUGCUCGGGCGCGAUGCCGUCGUGCGCAAGACGAUGCUCGACGAGUGCAAGGGCGAGCGGCUGGAGGAGGUGCUGGCCGUUUUGUCGUCGGUGGUGCUGAAGAAGGUGGUGGCCGAGCGGCAGUGGAACGGAGGGGGCCAUCCCGCCUUGGCUCAGACCCUUGCGCUCGAGAACAGAGGCUAUUCCGGCGACCGGACGGAGCUUGCGGCGCUCAUCCUGGCUCACCGCGUGUCCUUGCGCCGCACGCUCGACGAGAAGAACGCGGCUCGCGCUCGGUUCCGGGAGUUCUCGGACGUGUUGGCGGGAAAGGAAAAAGCAAUUGCCCGGAGACGAGAGCAGGCUGAGAGGGCGAGACAGCGCGCGACGGGAACCUCCAUCUCGGACGCUCAGAGGGAGGCGAUCUGUCGUAUGGUGCGAAAUAACUGGGCCGGCGACGAGCGCUGGAUGGAGACGCUGCUUUACGGCGACAGCAAGUCGCAUAAAGACGGAGUUCUGUCCGCGCCGUUUGACAGGGUCUGGAGGCGCGUACAAUCUGGGCGGCUCGCAGAGCUUGACGAAACAUCUGCUGGGCUUCUGGAGCAGUUGGAGGGCAGAGUGAGAGACCAGCAGGCCAGGUUAGCCAAGUGGCAGGACUUCCGCCAGAAGAUGUUUGGGAAGUCGGGCUCGGAGCCGGCGGCCAGGCAAGCGAAGCCGGAAGCGAAGCAGAAAGGCCUCGACCUUGGCUUCAGAGCGCACGAAGACCUCCAUCUCGGCCGUAUGGGCUCAAGGAAGCUGCCUGGUGCCGCGUCCAGCCAGCUCGAUAGUCAUUACGAGGCGCUCAUCAAGAGCUUGGAGUCAGAGCUCGCCGCCAUUGACUCGCGACGCCCACCCGUCCCUUCGUUCUUCCAGAGGCCACAACAACCGGAAAGCCCUCCGGCGAGGACAGCAGGCGAUCCCAAACCAGAGCCGGAGGAGAUCUCGGACAUCAGUGAUCUCGAGGAGGCACAGCCGAUGCCGCGCUACUCCCCCACACGCCGGGACCCGAUCCGGGUUUUGGAAGAGCCCGCGUUUGAACCAGUGUUACGAAAGGCCAAGACCUUCGACGAGGAACACGGGUAUGCGGAAGAUGCACCCGUUACCCCUUCACGGUUGCGGAGGUCAGCAACACUGCAAUCGUAUUCUCCAUCAGCCACAAGGCGGGAAGGACAAGGCUCCCCAGCCAGAAGUCCCCCGCGGAAACCCAACUCGGCAUCAAAACGACGGCCGCGACCUCCACCACCUGAUCAUGCCCCCCAAUCCCCACCUCGACUGGUGGCCGCCUCCCCUGAACCACCGCCCUCGCCCGACCGCGCUGUGUCUCCCACCCAGCAGCUAGCCGACCAGAUCCUGGCAUCCGUCAGCGCCACCACGCCCUCGCCCGUCAAAAAGCCGCGGCACACGCUCUCCUUAGCCGAGCGCACCCGGCUCUCCAUGGCGCGGCGCACCUCGCACGCCAACCUCCGCGUGGCGGCGGACGAGGUCGGAGCCGAUUACUACGACAAUGACACUGUCCACAACAACCACGAAGACGACCCGGAAGUCGACCGUCUGCCGCUCAAGCGGGCGCCCGUGACCGUGCCGGUCGUGGCCGAACCGCCGCAGGCCGCGGAGAGCGCCACCUGCGGCGGCAGCAGCAGCGAAGCGGCGGGAUACGAGGAUCUCGUGUCGCGCACGCGGCGGAGCAUGGCCGGCUCCGAGGCGGCGCGGCAGAAGGCGCAGCUGGAGCGGCGGCGGUCACUGCGCAGGGCCCGCGAGGCGCCCCCGAAGACGCCCGCGCAGAAGAGGGGCAGCGGCUACUUCCCCGCCGUGGAUGAGGAAGGCGAGGGGAAUAGCGCGCUGCUGCUGGCGGAGGAGCUGAUGAGCGGGGAGCACAAGGAUGAUUACGAAGCUGUGUUCAUGAGCCGGCCCAAGUUGAAGACGAGUCCUGUGGGCACGCCGUCGAGGGAGUUUUGGGGGGAUUGACAGAGGAGGGAGGGCAUGGGUUAUGAGGAGCUCUGUAUUAAUUGAUCGCUGCAUGUGCCAUGAGAUUAUGGGCUGGGUUGAAUUCGGGUGGAUAGGCUGUAGACCAGGAUGUACCGUGCCGGCAGGAAGGAAGCGAUUGGGGCUCAUCUAUUCUGUCGUCGCGAGCAAACUAUUGAUACAAGUACC
This is a messenger RNA of Thermothielavioides terrestris NRRL 8126, 2751 nucleotides long. RefSeq lists its product as uncharacterized. The coding region runs from base 118 to 2565 and encodes 815 amino acids. Lineage: Eukaryota; Fungi; Ascomycota; Sordariomycetes; Sordariales; Chaetomiaceae. The transcript has a single exon. The record is from RefSeq and is a predicted model, not a curated record.